Crotalus tigris (Tiger rattlesnake) is the source of this 1781-nucleotide messenger RNA. RefSeq names its product claudin 25 (gene CLDN25). Gene Ontology annotation, molecular function: structural molecule activity. The coding region runs from base 36 to 704 and encodes 222 amino acids. Gene Ontology annotation, biological process: cell adhesion; bicellular tight junction assembly. The record is from RefSeq and is a predicted model, not a curated record. Gene Ontology annotation, cellular component: bicellular tight junction; plasma membrane. Lineage: Eukaryota; Metazoa; Chordata; Lepidosauria; Squamata; Viperidae. The transcript has a single exon.
AGUCAGCAUAAGAAGAGGUACCCAACAGCCAAGAUAUGAACUGGCACCAGAGCACCACCAUUCAGUUGAGUGGACUAAUUGUCUCCCUCUUUGGUUGGGUCUUGUCAUGUGUUACGACUUACGUGCCUCUCUGGAAGAGCCUCAACUUGGAAUUAAAUGACCUUGAAGUCUGGAAUCUGGGACUUUGGCAGACCUGCGUCAGUCAGGCAAUCACGCAGUGUGAGAACUACGCUUCUCUUCUGGCCCUGCCUUUGGAGAUCAAGAUUUCCAGGGUGCUUAUGGUUACUUCCAACGGACUGGGCUUCCUCGCCUUCUCCUUGGCCCUUUUGGGAUCAAACUGCCUGAAGACAAGUGACCCAAGACAGAAAAGACACUUUGGGAUUACAGGCGGGAUUCUCUUCUGUAUCUCUGGAAUAACAACUCUUGUUCCCAUCUCCUGGUUUGCCUACAACACGGUGCAAGACUUUUGGGAUCAAACCGUACCAAAUGUUGUCCCGAGGUGGGAAUUUGGCGAAGCGCUUUUCCUGGGCUGGUUUGCUGCAUUUUUCCUCCUGUUAGGUGGCUGCCUUGUAAUCAGUGCUGCCUGUUUCCUAAAGACCCCGAAGGCAUCUAAGAGGCCGGCCAUCCACCAUAAAGCAGAGAUAGCCACACUCGCCAUCCGGCACCCACACUCAUCACCUAAAAAUGCAGACCUUGUCAUCUGAUGCACCUUCCUGAGUGUCUAGAUCUCACCUGGAAUGGGAUGAUAUAUCAACAUGUGGAAUAUUAAAGAGCUGUGAUUUAGAUUUCUGCAAAGGAUGGCUGGGCAAAUCACAUUGACAAGGGGACAACCUAGCAUUCUAUUGUGUCGUGUAGCUUUUUGUCCAUAAUUGCAAAUAAGGAAUGUAUUGAGUAUGUACUGUUUGAGGGUACUCGAGCCUGUAUCUGCUCUGAUGUAGAAGACAAUGCUUUCUUCUCCUCCCUGCCCCCACAUUUAAUCUUUUGGAGAAGAAUGAGGUAAAAACAUUCUGUUUACUGAUGGAAGGAAUGUUGGUCAAGGAGGAUAGAAUGUCUGCAAAAUAAAGGUCCAUUCAACAAGCAUUGUAAGGCUUUAAAAAAGCAAUUAAGGGCUUACAAGAAAUUGGAACUCUUCUACUUUGCAUAAGAGACAGAUCAGUAAUCUUGAGUGGAGACUUUGGGAUAUCCUGUUUCAGAAGAGGGUAGAAGGAAGCAGUCCAUAAAUCUAGGCAUUAGGGAGCUUCCAGGGAUGAAUUCAGGAGCGAGCCUUGUUUGGUUCAGUGAACUUUCCUUUCAAAUUUGAUGCCUUCUUAAGGCAACCUGUCAUCAACAGGAGACACAACAGCUGGAUUGUUGUGCCACCAUUUUCUAUAGAAAGGUCAUGUAGGAAGAGUUAUCAACUUCAAAACAGUUCUAGAUUCAGCCUUCUGCAAUCAGAGGCAUGCACUGGCACUUUGAAGAUUACAGCCAGAGGUGAUGAAGCAAUUUAUUUAUUCCCCAAAUCUAAGGAAAUUAAGAGGUUGUUGGGUUUUGUAUGUGAAAUAACUGCAAGAGGCAGGCCUUAAGUCUUCAAAAUUAUUGCUGAAAGUUAAGAGAAGAUGACACUGUAUUUUUCAGGGAUAGAAAAAACUACAAAUAUCUUUAGGGUAAUAUUUAUUGCACUUUGAAACCAGAAAUCUCAUCAGAUUUGUAUUUUCAUCUCAAUUUGUUAGCGUUCUAAUAAAACAGGUUGCUUUAAAAGAUCUUGAGGAAAAAUAUAACCAUUAAAAGUGUGACUUAUUCAA